Prunus armeniaca (apricot) is the source of this 558-nucleotide messenger RNA. The record is from the annotation of a GenBank genome assembly. Lineage: Eukaryota; Viridiplantae; Streptophyta; Magnoliopsida; Rosales; Rosaceae.
AUGGCAAAUGACUUGACUUCACUGAUAGCUAAUGUUAAUAUUAGUGAAGUCAAGAAUAGCUUAUUCAAUAUUGGUGGUCUGAAAACCACCGGUGUGGAUGGUUUCCAGCGUGUUUCUAUCAAAACCAAUGGUAUUUAUGUGUGUGUCUCCUCUGUCACUUAUCAGAUCUGUGUGAAUGGGGAACUUAUUGAGUCUUUCACUCCAAGAAAGGGUAUUAGACAAGGUGAUCCCUUAUCCCCUUAUCUCUUUAUGCUAUGUAUCGAAAAACUCUCGCAUAUCAUUGUUGAUGCUAUUGGGAAGCAUACAUGGAAACCCGUGAAAUCUUCACAAUCUGCCCCUACUAUCUCCCACUUAUUUUUUGCUGAUGACUUGAUUCUCUUUGCGGAAGCUAGCCCCUGCCAAGCUAGACUGAUGAAACAGUGUCUGGAGCUCUUCUGUAAAGUCUCUGGCCAAAUCGUCAAUUUUGAUAAGUCAGCAAUCUAUUGUUCCCCCGACAUUAGCAAGGAUAUGGCAACUGAUAUUAGUCGCAUUUAUGGAUCACCUUUCACCGAUGACUAA